Molecule: messenger RNA, 1966 nt
Organism: Schistosoma haematobium
Lineage: Eukaryota; Metazoa; Platyhelminthes; Trematoda; Strigeidida; Schistosomatidae
Product: Beta-1,3-galactosyl-O-glycosyl-glycoprotein beta-1,6-N-acetylglucosaminyltransferase
Exons: 3
Coding region: 149-1456 (435 amino acids)
Cellular component (GO): membrane
Molecular function (GO): acetylglucosaminyltransferase activity
Source: RefSeq, a predicted model, not a curated record
AUUUUUCGUGAACAUUCCUUAAGAUUUUAACAAGUAUUUGGUUAGAAAUUAGGUAGCACUUGCCUUUUAAUAUUUUGUUCUUAUUACUACCAUGGAGAAGCGCAGAUAAAGUCAGAUAGUUGAAUGUGUAUAUUCAAUAACUGGAUAAAUGAUGUUUACACAUGAAAUAAAAACGUUCACAAUACGAUCUCAUCAUUAUAUUCAAAUGAAAAGGUUAAUAUUGAAUUGUUUGCUAAUUUUGUCAGUCCUCAUGCUGUUUUGUCUACUGUAUUCGUUCAUUGGAGUCAGCAAUGAUUUAAAUCAGUUUCAGACAGAAAAAUACAGUGAAGUUAAAAAAAUUUGUGAAUAUUUGCUCACAACCAAAGGUGUGAAUCCCAAUAAUGGAGUUUUUGAAAGUAUUCAGUCAAAUCGGGACCAAAGCUCUAUGUAUUUAUCAAAUCCUCAUAAAUGUGAAGAGUUUAAAUUGUUCCAUGGUCAUGUCAUUCAAUCCUCAAUUGAAGAAAAACUAUUUCCUUUAGCAUUCAGUUUAUCUGUUCAUCAAAACAUUAAACAAGUAUCACGUCUACUUCGACUGAUAUACAGACCACAUAAUUUGUAUUGUAUUCAUGUAGAUUCUAAAUCCCCAAUUGAAUUUUAUGAUCAAGUGUUAGAGUUGGCCCGAUGUUUUGGUUUAAAUGUUAUGGUGUUGAACCGGACAGAAAGUAUAAAUAUUCAGUGGGGAUAUUAUUCCUUACUUGAAGCGUUUCUUGUAUGUGCGGACAAAUUAAUAAAAAACACAGACUAUAUGUGGAAAUAUCUAUUGAAUUUGAAUGGACAAGAAUUACCUUUGAGGACAAACUGGGAGUUGGUUGCAGCAUUGAAAGCAAUAAACGGAUCAAAUGUCGUUGAAGGCUUAGGUCCAAAUUUCAACCCUUCACGUUGGCCUAAAAAGAAUUUCUCAUUUCCUAUUAUUUGGACCAAGGGAAGUUUUUACAUGGCAUUAAAGCGCGAGUUUGUUCACUUCUAUCAAACUGAUCAAAAAGCAAACGAAAUUCUCAAUGCGAUGAAAGAAGAAAGACACUUAAGAAAACAUCCAGAUGAACUAUUUUUUCCUACACUAACUCAUAAUCCACUACUUGGUGCCCCUGGUGCUUGUAAUGAAAUCCAUGUUACUAAUCAUUCGGAUCCACGGAAAAUUUUCAUAGCUCGUUAUGUAACAUGGUAUCAUGAAGGUUGCAAAAGUCCAAGAGUGCGCCGUAUUGUUUGCAUUAUAGGCAUAAACAACCUUCCGUACAUAACGUCACGAGUUGAAUUCUUCGCCAAUAAGUUUCAUGAUGAUUUUGAACCGAUUGCAUAUGACUGCACAGAGUAUUAUAUCAUGAAGAAAGUUUUAAACGAAAUGACAAGUAAACAAUUAGAUCCAAGUUUUAAUCUCACACAUUACUCUAUAUUGCAUUGUUCACAAAAUCAUAUCUAAUUUCACAAAACGCUUAGUUGAUCAUCACAGUCAACUUAUGUUCACUUUCAUUUGUUCAUGUUGAUUCAUUUUAAUAGUUCAAAUUUUACUUAUUUUUGAAAACGCUAUUAAUUGUAUAAACCACCACAGAGAAUUACAAUCUUAUAAAAUGAUUAUUGUAAGUGAUAAUUUUACUUGAAAACUGUUGCAAAAAUAUUACAGUUUUCUUUUCCCGUUUUAGACUUUUCACCGUUAUCUACUAAAACAAAUCUGUGACUAGAAUACUUUUUCCAGCAGACUGAAUAACAUUUUCUUAACCCUAAGGUUGUCAUCGACGAAUUGUUUGCUCAUCUUUAAAACUAACAAAUUGAAUUCAAAAUAACUAGCAAGUUUUUUCUAGGAAGACCCGAUAAAACUUCUGCUUUCGAUUAGUUCCAAUAAAGUUACCUCACCAAUACCUCACACCGCAGAUAUUACAAGUUAGGUAACAGCUGAGAGUAUAGCAUAGAGAUGGACUUAGAACAAUCAAGA